Messenger RNA from Oncorhynchus masou masou (cherry salmon), 1378 nucleotides. It is a transcript of the gene rad1, whose product is annotated as RAD1 homolog (S. pombe). NCBI's taxonomy places the organism in Eukaryota, Metazoa, Chordata, Actinopteri, Salmoniformes, Salmonidae. The record is from RefSeq and is a predicted model, not a curated record. Bases 344 to 1183 code for a protein of 279 amino acids. Gene Ontology annotation, biological process: DNA damage checkpoint signaling; DNA repair. Gene Ontology annotation, cellular component: nucleus; checkpoint clamp complex. Gene Ontology annotation, molecular function: 3'-5' exonuclease activity. The transcript has 6 exons.
UCGCUAGAGCGCGAUGGGACAUGGGCAUCCCAGCCGGGAAAAACCCGCUGGGUCUCCCGGUCGUGGCUGGCUGCGAUGUGGUUUUUUUUUUAGUGUGUAGACACCUCAAUAAUGGACAAGGUACUGUCUGGAAAACUAAGGUGUUUAAACACCUCCAAACAGAAGGGCGAAAUCGUUAAAUUAUAUUGCAAUUGGCUUUGAGACAGGGCAUGCACCACCGAAGAAGAACACCCGGAAGUAAAGUAUUGUUAAGAAAUCUUAGAUGGCGCGAUUCUUCAAAAACGUCAACAGACUUUGAUACAUCAAGAUUAAUCUUCUAAAACGAGUGACAAUUGUAUCGAAAAUGCCCUUGUCUACUCAGUCUCAGACUGAAGGUGACAACUACGUCCUUGUCGCUAGUCUGGACAAUGUCCGGAAUCUGUCCAACAUCUUGAAAGCUAUCACCUUCAAAGAUCAUGCAAUUUUUAAUGCCACACCAAACGGGUUGAAAGUCACUGUGGAGGACUCUAAAUGUCUGCAAGCCAAUGCCUUUAUUCAGGCUGAGAUCUUCCAGGAGUUUACCAUCAGAGAGGACUCAGUGGGGUUUCAGGUCAAUCUGACCGUUCUUCUGGACUGUCUCACCAUCUUCGGGGGAAGCACAGUACCAGGAGUGGCCACUGCCUUGCGGAUGUGCUACAACGGAUAUGGCUACCCCCUGACCCUGUUCCUAGAGGAGGGUGGUGUGGUGACUGUGUGUAAGAUCAACACCCAGGAGCCAGAGGAGCCCAUAGACUUUGAGUUCUGCAGCACCAAUGUGACUAAUAAAGUCAUCCUGCAGUCGGAGAGUCUGAAGGAGGCCUUCUCUGAGCUGGACAUGACCAGUGAGGUCCUGCAGAUCACCAUGUCUCCCAGUCAGCCAUACUUUAGGUUGUCUACCUUUGGGAAUUCUGGGAAUGCCCAUUAUGAUUACCCAAAAGAUUCUGACAUGAUGGAGCUGUUUCAGUGCACAAAGACUCAGACUAACAGGUACAAGAUGUCUCUCCUGAAGCCGUCCACCAAGGCCCUGGCUCUAUCCUGUAAGGUCUCGGUGAGGACAGACAGCAGAGGGUUCCUGUCUUUGCAGUACUUGGUCAGGAAUGAUGAUGGACAGAUCUGCUUCGUUGAAUACUACUGCUGUCCGGAUGAGGAAGUGGAAGAGGAGUAGGGAGAAUAGGAAUAUUGUUGUACAAGAAUACGAGACUCAAAUGUUUUAGAUGUUAUUCUAAAGCCAAACUUGCCCGUUAUUUGGAUUAUAUUCCUUGACUGUGUUAUUUGGAUUGUAUUCUUUUGACUGUGUUAUUUGUAAAUAGUGUUGGCUCUGGUACAUGUUCAUUUUAAAGUGAAAAUGAUUAAUUGCUAA